AAUAUAGCAUCUCUGAAGCCUCUAAAAUUCAAACCAAACAAUCAAAUCAUUAAUCCCUUCACAAAACGCCUUUCUUCCGUUUCCUCAAUCAACAACGCACACAUGACACAUUUCAUUUAAAGGAUCUUCAUCUGCAUCUUCUUCAUUUAAAGGCCAUCUCUGUAACUCUGCUGCAGCAACCCUGCGACGAAGACACUGCUGAAAAUCCUGUUAACCUUGCGAUAAAACCAAAAUAGACCCUGAAGAAAACCUGUUGACCCCGCCCCCUUCAAAACCCGGCGAUAAAGACAAUCUGUUAGACUCCCACGUUGACCCUUCGGAAAACCAUCAACUGAAAUUGAUGUUGAAAACAGAUAAGGAACGACGGUGGAUUUCAUCGCCGGGGGAAGGGUAGGUGGGUUGUGUGGUUCUGAUUCUCUCUCUCAUAAACCAAACCAGAAGGAUGUGGGGUUGAGAGGGAGUUUGGGUGGAUGAAUGGUGAGUUGCAGAGAGGAGAGAAAUCAUUGAUGGAGAGAGGGGAAAGUGGAGGAAUUGAUUGUAGCGGAAGAGGGAAAAGGAGAAGGUCUCCGGUGGAGGGAGGAGGGAGGAGGAAAUGCUCAGGUAGGCGGUGGCUGCCGGACCGACGUAAAACAAAACCCAAGCCCAGUCCUUGUCCUUCAGCAUACAGUCGACCGGUUGAAUAGAAAGCAAGUUAAUUUAUUUAAAAGUGUGGUUUUGGAGAAGAAAUGGGUUCAAGUUCAAGAAAUGAGGCUGAAACUGUAAAUCUAAUAAUAGUUGGGCUUCUUCUUAUUGGGCUUUCUACUUUGAUUUACUGCUCAUCAACUUUGGGGGAUACAAAUACAAAAGGAGAUAAAACAAGUACAAACGCAUUGCUUCUUGUAAACACUUCACAAGAUGAAGGAUCCACAAGGAAAAUACCACAAAGCCUUUUUGGUGUUUCCUUUGAGGAGAUUAACCAUGCUGGUGUAGGUGGGUUGUGGGGAGAGUUAGUAAGCAACAGAGGUUUUGAAUCUGGUGGAAGACAUUCUCCUUCAAUUAUUGACCCGUGGUCAACCAUUGGGAAUUAUUCAUUGGUGAAAGUAUCAACAGACCUUUCUUCAUGUUUCAACAGAAAUCCUGUUGCAUUGAGGAUGGAGGUGGUUUGUGACACCAGUUCUUGUCCAGCUGGAGGGGUUGGUGUAUAUAAUCCUGGAUACUGGGGGAUGAAUAUUGAAAAAGGGAAGACGUACAAGUUCGUUGUAUAUAUUCGUUCAUUAAAUCCAAUAAAUGUAACUGUGUCAUUGACCGACUCAACUGGAAUGCAAACACUGGCUACUGCAAAUACCAUAGCCAAUGAUGUUUCAAAUUGGAAAAAGAUGGAAGUUGUGUUAGAAGCAAAAGUGACAAAUCAUAAUUCAAGACUACAGUUGACAACUAACAGAAAAGGAGUCAUAUGGUUUGAUCAAGUUUCUCUUAUGCCCAUGGAUACAUACAAGGGGCAUGGUUACAGAAAUGAUCUUUUUAAGAUGGUUGCAGAUUUGAAGCCAGGGUUUAUCAGGUUUCCUGGUGGAAGCUAUGUUGAAGGAAACUUUUUAAGAAAUGCAUAUUGGUGGAAGGAUACUGUUGGACCUUGGGAAGAAAGAUCUGGACAUUUUAAUGACAUAUGGUCUUACUGGAAUGAUGAUGGACUUGGCUACUUUGAAUUUCUCCAGCUGGCAGAAGACUUGGGUGCAUCACCAAUAUGGGUAUUGAACAGUGGAUUCAGCCACCAAGAGGCAAUCGAUACCUCCAACAUUACACCUUUUGUACAGGAUGCUCUUGAUGGAAUUGAGUUUGCUAGAGGUGAUUCGAAUUCAACAUGGGGAUCUAUUCGAGCUGAUAUGGGACACAUAGAACCAUUUAAUUUGAAACAUGUUGCAAUUGGGAAUCAAGAUUGUCAAAUGCCACAUUAUCGUGCAAAUUACCUCAAGUUCUAUGAUGCUAUAAAGAAAGCUUAUCCAGGCAUCAAAGUGAUCUCUAAUUGUGAUGGAUCAAGCACACAAUUAGACCACCCUGCAGAUAUGUAUGAUUAUCAUGUCUAUGUAAAUGCGAGAACGAUGUUUUCUAUGGCUCAUAAGUUUGAUCUAACAUCACGAAUUGGUCCAAAGGCAUUUGUAAGUGAGUAUGCUGUGGUAAAUGAUGGUGGUUCAGGAAAUCUUUUAGCAGCACUUGCAGAAGCUGGAUUUCUUAUUGGCAUAGAGAAGAAUAGUGAUAUUGUUGAUAUGGCAAGCAAUGCACCUUUGUUUCUGAAUGCCAAUAACAAGGGGUUUGUGCCAGAUGCAAUAGUGUUUGAUUCUUAUCGGGCUUAUGGAACACCAAGUUACUGGAUGCAACGGUUUUUCUCAGUGUCAAAUGGUGCAACUCUGCUUCAUUCAGACCUCCAAAGCAAUUCAUCAGAAUCACUUAUGGCAUCCACUAUUUUGUAUCAGAACCCAGUGGAUAAGAACAACUAUAUAAGAGUAAAGGUUUUAAACUAUGGGAGUAACCAAGUGAACAUGAAGAUAGCAAUUAAAGGGUUAGAUCCUGGCUUAAUAGACUAUUCAAAGUCAUCAAAAGCCGUGUUAUCCUCCACUAAUGUUAUGGAUGAGAAUUCUUUCCAAAAUCCAACCAAGGUUUCAGUGGUUCAAAGCUUAAUCAAGAAAUGUAGGAAUGAUAUGAAUGUGGUACUCCAGCCAAAUUCUUUGUCUUCUUUUGAUUUGUUAAUAUUGUCAAAGGAUAUUGUACAGAUUAUUACAAUGAAUGAUAUGUCAUAUGUAUCAUUAUCAAAGGUCUAAUGUAAUUAUGAAAAGCAUAAUGACUAUAAAUAAAAUAACUUUUUCUUUAA
Molecule: messenger RNA, 2842 nt
Organism: Lactuca sativa (garden lettuce)
Lineage: Eukaryota; Viridiplantae; Streptophyta; Magnoliopsida; Asterales; Asteraceae
Source: RefSeq, a predicted model, not a curated record